Messenger RNA from Nasonia vitripennis (jewel wasp), 1902 nucleotides. Its product is annotated as putative ankyrin repeat protein RF_0381. NCBI's taxonomy places the organism in Eukaryota, Metazoa, Arthropoda, Insecta, Hymenoptera, Pteromalidae. The coding region runs from base 117 to 1679 and encodes 520 amino acids. The transcript has 3 exons. The record is from RefSeq and is a predicted model, not a curated record. Gene Ontology annotation, molecular function: protein binding.
CAGUUCUGAAGUCAGUGUACUCCACGGCUCGUACGUGACUACAUAGCAUGCACGCGAACUCGUGUUUACAGUAAAUUUAAAAUAAUACCGCUUUUUUCUCUCAAUCUUUAAUCAAAAUGGAAUCACUCGACGUAAUCGAAGAAGUGUUCACAGCUCAACUGCAGCAGCUUCGAAAAGCUGUCGAGGAAGGCUAUCUUGCAAUCGUCAACGAGAUAUUUCAAGACGAUGCAUUCAAAAGGGCUUUUAAACGCAGCAAAUCGCGCUUGGGAGAGUAUCAAUUAAAUCUUCUCAAUACAGCGGCGUGCAAAUACUAUACGGAGAUUGUGGAGAAGCUCAUAUCUCACGAAAUUACUCUGAACGUAGAGGAUAAAAAGUUUCCAGUUAUCCAGCCACUUUGGUACGCCAUAAUAAAUGGCCGAUAUCAGAUCGCUAAAAUUCUGAUUCGCGCGGGUGCAGACGUCAAUCGUCGAGCAGGUGAUCAAUGUCACUUCGAUUAUAGAGGCACACCCCUACAUUUUGCCGCAAUGAAACGUAAUGAAGAUCUCGUGGAACUUCUCUUGGCUCACGGCGCCAAAAUAAAUGCUUGCAACAGCAGGAAAGACACUGCGCUGCACUACGCAGUGCAUGCGGACCCGCGGUGCAUUCCAACGGUUCGUUGCCUCUUAAGACAUGGCGCCCGGGUCGACCUAGGCUCCGAGCCGGUGCUGUUGCUGGCUGCGAGAUUAGGAAACUUGGAGCUCGCCAAACUGCUCAUUGAAUAUGGCGCUAUCGCGAGCAAGGACGCGUCAAAUAAAAGCGCUUUGCAUCACACAGCUCAGGCGUACUAUCAGAAUACCGAGCUCGCCAUGAUGCUGCUCAGCAACGGCUUACCUGUUGACCAGCGGGACAAAUGGGGAGAGACACCGCUGCACGAGGCUGCUAAGAGUAAUAAUGCUGCAAUUGUAGAACUACUAAUAGCUCAAGGCGCAGAUGUCAACGCAAAAUGCUCGUUCGACGUAACUCCUCUCUUCUCAGCGACGGCCAGGGGCAACACCUCGAUUGUAAAACAACUCCUCACCAAAGGUGCAAAUCCAAACGUCAUAACGAAGUACGGACAAACGGCCUUUCACCUUGCCUGUUCAAAAGGCUUUGCUGUUAUUGUCAGCGAACUUCUCAAAUUUGAAGCUGACGUAAACGUACCGACUUCCAUGGAUGCUUUAUCGCCUAAUAGAGCAGAGUAUGACUGGGACAUCAGAGUUAUGCUGAUAAAGUACAUCGUUAAGCUACAGGCCAAUAGUAAACCCGUCUCUGAGGAUUUCAUAUUGACUUUGAGGAUCAAGCAUGACAAGCUUUUCUCUGAUUGUCAGAGUGAGAUUGAGAGGAUGAAAGCGACGAUACUUCAUAACAAAGUAACAUUUUUUAAACUUCUUACGCUGCCUAAAAAGGGAUUGGUGGCACUGAUGGAAAACAAAGAGCUGAUGAAGGUUCUUGACGAAAGCGACAUAAAGUCAUUGUUUCCUAUCUACGCGCAAGAAGUAACUGAGCGAUGCGAGGUAGCAAAAGCAAGGUUGAAGAUGAAGUGUUCAGUCGAAGAGAGUUUAAAUUCCAUUUUGCAUGUAAUAAUUCCAUGCGAAAUUAUACGUAAAAUUAUGGAAUUCUUUACUUUCGAAGAUAUGCAGUUUUUGUUGGAUUCAUCUUAGCAAGGUAACUUCAAAGGGACAUUUAUCACCAAUAAAAGAUAGAUACAGCGAUUGUCUCAAAUUGAGGUAAGAAGCUAUAGCUAAGUAAGUUUUGGUCGAAAUAAAGCUGCUGCAAGUAUAUAAGUUGCACAUGUGUUAUUUUCGCACAUCAUAUGCGAAUUGUAGACAAUCAAGGUCUCGAGAUGUAAAUAUUUGUAAUAAUGUUAAUAAAAAAUGAACAAUA